Molecule: messenger RNA, 1160 nt
Organism: Brachypodium distachyon (stiff brome)
Lineage: Eukaryota; Viridiplantae; Streptophyta; Magnoliopsida; Poales; Poaceae
Exons: 4
Coding region: 390-962 (190 amino acids)
Source: RefSeq, a predicted model, not a curated record
CUUCCCUCUCCGGCCUGCACUCCUCCCAGCACACAUGGAGAGCUCCGGCGCCGCCGCCGCCGCCUCUUCCUCCCGUCAAAGGUCCGCCGCCGCCGCUGCUCCUCCCUGCAAGCAGAAGUCCGUCGCCGCAUCUUACCUCUCACUGCGGAGAGCCUCCGCCGCCGCCUGAGCGCCCCAUCUCGCCUCAUACCCUUGCAUUUCUCCGCCGCCCCCUGAGCCUCACGACCGUAUGACCCACCGUGCGCCUUGCCCCAACCUCUCCCUACGCAUAGAGGUUCGCCGCAGCUUGAGCUCCCCUUCUCUCCUUGGCCGCAUCCCCUUCGACUGGUCCUCCGUAUUUCCUCCCAUGGCCGGAUUCUCCUAGCCCCUUCCUCUUCCAGCCCCCUCCAAUGGAGCAGCACAAGAACCCUAAUUUCCCGUUUACUAAUAAUCCCCAAUUUCUUGAGCAGAUCUUACGAUUCUAUUUCGUUAUUUUUUCAGAUGACGAAAACGGGAAAGGAUGGAAAUAUGACCCUCAGUGUGGCAUGAGCAAAGAGGAGUUCGAAUGGCGAUGUGCUCAGGCUGACAGGGUAAACCAGCGUAUGCCCCAGGCGUUGGAGAAAUUGAACUCUCAGUUGCAGAUUACGCGUGGACACUUCAUCGAUGAUCCUGAUGCCCUCAGAAUAUGGGAUGUGUAUGAGAAUGAUGUCCGUUAUGCAUUUGCACAUAACCUCAAGGGUACCCUCAUGUCACCUUUGUCACUCCCGAACUCUGUUUUAUACGAGCAGCUAAUGAACAGAAAGGCCCAGUCUAAGACUUUUGUUGGCAUGAUAUCUGGGGGAUUGGACAAGUUCAAACAAGUAGCGGCAAGAAACAAGAGGUUAGUUGGAGCUGGAGUAGUAGUUUCGCUUGUUGCUACUUCAUUUGCUCUUGGCCUUGCUGUCGGACGGAAUCCACUGCAUGAAGAGACCAAAGAAACCUAGGUAGCAACUGUUUGAUCUUGGUGUUGCUGUCUAUUACGCUAGCUAUUCCUGUUAAAUAUUGUCGAAACGAUCACUAAACCUAUCCUCCGGAAUGAGUGAUGUAUUAAGUCAAACAAGUUGACAGUAGCUUGAAAGCGCAAACAGAUUGAGUUUAAAACUUUUAAAUACAUGAAAGAGUCUUGUAAUUUUUUUGGCUUU